This is a messenger RNA of Suillus paluster, 1882 nucleotides long. RefSeq lists its product as uncharacterized. Lineage: Eukaryota; Fungi; Basidiomycota; Agaricomycetes; Boletales; Suillaceae. The transcript is spliced from 3 exons. Gene Ontology annotation, molecular function: protein binding. The coding region runs from base 132 to 1742 and encodes 536 amino acids. The record is from RefSeq and is a predicted model, not a curated record.
CAUAAAUACUGUCUGCGAUAAUGAAGCGUGAGCUUUCCUUAUCACUGCCUUUUGGCGUAACGGUUAAGGGACGACAGUCUUGACUACUUACAAUUCGACAACGAAGCAUCUGGUUGUCGAGAAACCACAAAAUGAAGUCUAAAGCAGGGUUCCUGUCUCUUGCUGAAGAACUCCAGUUUUACAUUCUGAGCUUCCUUCCUUACCGAGAUAUUCUUCAUUGUACAUCCGUAUGUAAGGCCCUUCGGAAGACGUACACAUCCUCCUCAGAGCUUCAGUACAUAGUUGAACUCAGUGGCCAACAAUUGCUCCCUGUCCCCGACUCGGAUGCCCGCACACCGAUUUCCAAGCGCCUAAAACUCUUGAGGGACAAAACUCAUGCAUGGUUCAAGUUUGACAUCCACUCUUUCGAAACAAUCCCUGUCCCUGAGGAGCAGCUCUCUAAUCACAAAAUUGUCACUGAUGGGCAUCUCCACUCGUGGGCCCGGACCCGGGGCGGAGAUGGACACUCCUUGGCCACGAUCUUUCCAAUACUACCAAAGCCCUCACAACAAACAAUCGAGCGCAACUGGUCUAUAGGGGCGUUGUGUCCACUUCCCCACGCAGUUAGUCUUGAUGUGUUCAUGGACCCAGCGCAAAACCUGAUCGCGGUCCUCUAUCAUGAUGAUAUUGGAGUUCUGUUGAACGCCAAUGAGACCCUCUAUAUCGACCUUAGAGCACUGGAUAGUGGUAGUGCUCACCCCCAAGCUGCCGGACAGGCACUGUUUCUGUCGGCGGUGCCCGGAUACGAGUACCCCCCCAUUAAUACGAGCUAUAGUAUUAGGAAGCUCAAGGGUUUUGGGAGGCAUAUCGCUUUGCUGCACUCCUUGCUGUUCGAAGUUGAUGAUGAUGAAUUCGGGUCCGUGCAUGUGUGGCAGUUGCAGAUUUGGGACUGGAAACACUCAAUGACAUCCAGUAGCAUCCUCAGCGACACAUUAUCACUCGAUUUUCCUAAUCCAAUCGAUUUUUGUUUCCUCGGAGACAAUAGGUUGCUCGUUGUCACCGACGAUUUGAAGCUCUAUUCGAUCGAUGAUAUGUCCCAGACGCCGCAAUUGCUGGCGUGCUUCCUAUCGCCCUUCCCAUUUCCGUCCGUAGAGUGCCUCCUUCCGAUGGAUGAUAUUGAGCAUAGCUCACAACCGCAGAUGCAAGUCCAACAAGCGAUGUACACCUCAGACCCUAAACACCGAUUACUAUGCCUCAUCGCGGGCUACCCGGAUCCGCGUCAAGUCUAUAUCAUUUCCACGAAGAUUUUCUUCAAUCUUGACGCAACGGCAUCCACAACGCCUAUACCAUGGAACCACUGGGGCCCUUCAAAUAUUCGUAUUUUUCAGCACCUGUAUGAUUGCCCCAUAGUUCAUGUUAGUGAGAAUCGAGUUUUACAGGCAUUUACCACGCCAGGCACUGGUUUCACGGAGUAUACAUUACAUCUAAUGGACUUCAGCCCACUAGCUGUAACGAACAGGCGAGGUCUAGGACGAGUGGUGAAAGAGUCAUCUACGAUAGACAUAGGUGGGUUCCCUGGCAGGUCCUGGAAGCACUUGACUAUGUCCCUGCCUUACGUCGAGGUUGUAUCGGACAGAAAGUUUCGUCGUGACGAGUUAGAGAAUAUAUGGAUCGAUAAUGAUAGGAUCUAUUUGCUCAAGAGAAGUUGGCGGCGCAGAUUUACUCAGAGUUUAAAUUAUCACCUUGAGGUCAUUGACAUCUAGAACCAAGUCUGUUAUCCGCUGGUUUACCAUCAGCUAGCGAUGGAUUGUCGACGUUGUUUAGUUGUUGAUUUUGUUCGGGCGAUAUCAUAGUGACAUGGUAGUGACAUACUAGAUUUAUGUAACAUCAAUUUGACUCGUCA